AUGGUCAACACAUUGGAUGCUUCUUUCGUGACGGAGGGGUGCUGGAAACCCGGGCUGUUCGAGGGUAAGGUGGUUAUUGUUACUGGUGGUGCUGGCACUAUCUGCAGAGUCCAGACGGAGGCUAUGGUUUUACUUGGUUGCCAAGCUGCAAUUGUCGGAAGAAAUGAGGAGAGCACAGUGGCAGCUGCUGAAGAGAUCUCGCGGUUGGGGAGUGAUGGCUGCGUGCUGCCUCUCUACAAUAUAGAUGUUCGUGACUUCAAGCAAAUGGAGGAGGCUGUUGCGCGGACGCUGGCGAGAUUUGGGCGUAUCGACUUUGUCAUUGCUGGAGCCGCUGGCAAUUUUAUUUGUGAUUUUGCCCAUAUGUCGCCCAAUGCCUUUAAAACGGUGGUAGACAUCGAUCUAUUGGGCAGCUUUAAUACCGUGAAAGCUUGUUUCCCACAAUUGGUAAAGAAUAAGGGCUCUAUACUCUUUGUAUCUGCUACGUUGCAUUACUAUGGGGUGCCCUUCCAAUCGCAUGUUGGCGCUGCCAAGGCUGGUAUCGACGCGCUCUCAAAUGCGCUGGCUGUAGAGCUUGGGCCACUGGGUAUUCGGUCAAACUGUAUUGCUCCUGGUCCAAUAGGUGGCACAGAGGGAUUUAGACGUCUGGUGCAGAAGGAUCUUCGCGACAAAGCUAUCGAGUCAGUACCCUUGCAAAGACUUGGAACGACACGAGACAUCGCCGAGUCAACAGUCUUUCUCUUCUCCCCGGCGUCUGCUUUUGUUACCGGUACCAUUUCCGUUGUCGACGGCGGUGCCUGGCAUGUAGGAACGCAUUUCUCGCAUAAUAUGUAUCCUAAGCAGUUGGUGGAAAGAAUGAGGUCCAAACUUUAG
This is a messenger RNA of Torulaspora globosa, 870 nucleotides long. RefSeq names its product 2,4-dienoyl-CoA reductase (NADPH) (gene SPS19). Lineage: Eukaryota; Fungi; Ascomycota; Saccharomycetes; Saccharomycetales; Saccharomycetaceae. Gene Ontology annotation, molecular function: 2,4-dienoyl-CoA reductase (NADPH) activity. Gene Ontology annotation, biological process: fatty acid catabolic process. The coding region runs from base 1 to 870 and encodes 289 amino acids. The record is from RefSeq and is a predicted model, not a curated record. The transcript has a single exon.